Messenger RNA from Phytophthora infestans T30-4, 951 nucleotides. RefSeq lists its product as uncharacterized. Lineage: Eukaryota; Oomycota; Peronosporomycetes; Peronosporales; Peronosporaceae. The transcript has 2 exons. The coding region runs from base 1 to 951 and encodes 316 amino acids. The record is from RefSeq and is a predicted model, not a curated record.
AUGCAAACUUUUGUACUUGGCAAGAUGAUGGAAGAGGGAAUUCCUGUGCAUCUCACUGUAAGUUUUGCUGGGUUUAUUGCCAUGAACUCGAUCUCCAGUGCGGUUUCAAUUAUUAGUAGCAAACACUCAGCGCUCGCGGAAGUUCUACUCGACUCGCUGUUCGAUCUUGGCGCCACAGUGUUGCUUCCCAUCUUGUUACUGGCUUAUUGCUCGUACACGUUUGACUACGACCACGAUACGUUUCACAUUUACAUGAAAUUGAUGCCCGUCGGAAGCUUUGAAAGGCGCGCACGAAUGUUCGCGAACCCGACAGAGAUCGAGCUCUUCCGGGUGUCUUUUGGCUCUCUUCGUAUUCGAUCGGCACCUGAUCUUCUCCUUCGGAUUGGUAUGAAUCUAGGGUUUUCGUAUCGUUUUAAGCGCGUUGUGGAUGUUCUUAUUCAAAUGCAGACGGAUAAAAUGCUGGAGCAACAUAAACACCCAAAACCUGUAGUGAAAAUAUCAUCUACAGUGCUGGCAUUAUCUGGGGAUGCAGUGGCUUACCAGAAAUCCGUCCCAAGAUCCAUCGCUCUUCUUUUCGCCGCCUUCAGCCUUGGUAUUCUCUUUGUGACACACAAAGCUAUUACAACGUCCCAGACGAUCUGCAGACCUCAUCCAGAGUGCGUCGUAUUUGCCUAUCGGUGGUACUACUCCGAAUUUUGUCCAUGCAAGGCACUUGUCACUGGAAAUCGUGCUCCCUACGAGUGGACGCAUCCAAUCGACGCAACCAACAUGGUGAAAGCACUGACAGCAGCAGGAACAUUGGAAACGCUGCAGCUUAUCAAUCGACAACUGACUCGGUUUCCAGAUGAGCUCCGCAGCUGCCACAAUCUCAAGUAUUUAUCCAUCGUCAACUGCGCCAUUGAGGAGUUGCCCAUCUGGGCGAAGGAAUUCCACAAUCUCGAGUUUCUGUAA